Aedes albopictus (Asian tiger mosquito) is the source of this 736-nucleotide messenger RNA. Its product is annotated as leucine-rich repeat-containing protein 15-like. The record is from RefSeq and is a predicted model, not a curated record. Gene Ontology annotation, molecular function: protein binding. The coding region runs from base 26 to 736 and encodes 236 amino acids. NCBI's taxonomy places the organism in Eukaryota, Metazoa, Arthropoda, Insecta, Diptera, Culicidae. The transcript has 2 exons.
UCGAAAUAACAGCAUCAUUUUCGAGAUGCUGCAAUUCUUUACGUUUGCUACAUCACUUUUAGCAAUAUCGAAUUUCAACCUCGUAUUGUCCGAAGACCGAAAUCAAUGUGUCAUUAACGCGGAAAAUGAGUGCGUCUUUCAGUCAAUCUAUGUGGCUGCGAACAAGGAUGAAAAACAAAAUCUACAGACACCAGCAUCUUCUAAUACAUCAACGAUCAAGUUCAUCAGCUCUGCUAUAGAUUUCGUCACGCCCACGCUUUUGCGUUCUGUCAAUAGAGUUCGUGCAUUGGAUUUGAGUGGCGUGAAAUUGAAAGGGCUUCACCACGAUGCUCUUCAAAACUUCGAAGUUCUGGAAGAUGUUGAUCUUUCCAAUAAUGUGCUUGUCGAACUGCCGCAAGGAGUCUUUUCCGACGUGAAUCAGUUGCGCAACUUGGAUAUCUCUCAUAACAAUCUGCGACAUUUGGAAGGACACGUUUUCGAAAACUGUCCGGAACUAAGACGCUUGGAACUGUAUGGGAACUCAAUCGCUGAAAUUAGUCGAGAACAUUUCCGCAUUCCUCGAGAGCUGGACUACUUAAGUCUGGGAGACAAUCGAAUCGAACGUUUGAACAGUGGAACAUUUAGGUUGUUGGCUAAUUUGACAGUGCUGGGGUUGAGAGAAAACUUUCUUCGUGAAUUAGGACACGAUGUUUUCCACGGUUUAGUGUCCUUGGAGCAGUUGGAUUGGACAAUCUGA